Molecule: messenger RNA, 3198 nt
Organism: Schistosoma haematobium
Lineage: Eukaryota; Metazoa; Platyhelminthes; Trematoda; Strigeidida; Schistosomatidae
Exons: 20
Coding region: 1-3198 (1065 amino acids)
Source: RefSeq, a predicted model, not a curated record
AUGGACUUUAUUAUGAUUCAUGGGUUCAUCCUGCAUUUAGUACGAAGCGAUCAAAAGUACUGUGUUUCAAAAAGAUGGGCAUAUAUUAAGCACGACAGUCUUUUUAUCUUUCCGAAUCAUCUAAACCGUAAGAAUUGCCUUAAAAUUUUUCUCAAUCAUUGUGGUGUUUCUGUAUCAUAUCAAGAAGAUGAUACGCCCUGGAUAACAAUCACAGAAUACUCUGGAGCUACAUAUUAUAUUAGACCAGAAGCAGAGAAGACUUUUCAAAACUGGCUAACUGCUAUUUACAAAGCAUCUAAAAAUUGCAAAUCACAGUCAGUGGGGCUUAAUAUGGAGUGCCGACCACAUUUCACAGAUCAACACUUGUCCAACUCAAUAGAACAGAAAAUCCUGACUUCGAAAAGGUUAAAUGAAAAAAGAAGUCUGGAUCAUUUAGGCCCUGAAUAUUCCAACAUUUAUCAAUCUGAUAACAAUGAACUCAAUGCUCAACCAUCACUGAAUUCAGCAGUUCAACCUAUCAACAGUAAUUAUUUGAAUAGAGAUUUGGAAACGAUUCAUUCAAGGCAGAAAAAUGUUAAAUAUGUUAGUGAAAAUACAUUGAGAAGUAAAAAUGUGCAAGUUGAAUAUAAACCGAAUGAAGAUAAACCACCACCUAGACCACCAAGAAAUCCACAUGUGUUACACACUGUUAAAGAACAUGCAAAUAUGCGUGAUGAUGAGAUUGUUGAGACAAAAGCUUUGACAAAUGUUAAACACCGAUAUCCUGUUACUGGUUUGGCUAAACGAAUGAGUAUUGCUGCAUCAGAUCUUUUAGGUAAAUCGCGUGAUGAUCUCAUCUUGUUGCUUCUUCAAUUAAAUCGUGAAAAAGCCAAUCUAAAAAGAUGGUAUGAAUAUUUCACUUAUCAAAUCGAUCAAAUUCAAUUAGUAAAAGGGAAUACAAAAGAAGCAAAAUCAGAUAUAACUGUAAUUCAGUCUGAAUUGAAUGAUGUAAUUGGUCAGUUGAAAUUAUCAGACCCAUUAAUAAAGUUUCUUGAUAAUAUGAUCCGUAUGGGUGAUGUUUACGGUGGUGAUGAUGUAUUGUUUGCUAGUGAAUAUCGAAGACAUCUAUUACCCUCUCAUGAGAUUGUUCCAUCAAAGCCAAGUUUAGAGUUUGCUCGUGACAUUGAAGAACGUGAAAUUGCUCGUGUUCUAAAUAAUUCAUUACGUCAUUCUCUACAUCGUACAAGUCCUCUAUCUGAUGGAAAUCAUUUCAGUCAACCAAUAACACCUAUUUCAUCAUCACCGUCACCAUCAACAUCACCUUUCAAUAACUUAAAUACAUUGAUUAUACCAAAAUUAGAUAAUAUGCCUGAACCGGUAGAAAUUCGUUUACAACGAAAACGUUUGGAACAAGAAUUAGCUAAUAUUGAAAAUCUAUGUGCUCCGCAUCAGUUGAUCCAUAGAAAAUUGAAGGAUACACAAAAAUCAAUUCGAUUAACUGAACGAAAUAAAUUGCCUACAGAACAAUCAAAUAAAUUUAAUUCCAAAGCACCAUCAGCUACUUUAUUACGUAGAUUACAUCAAGAUGGUAUACAUAAUCGUCAGUCAAAAUCGGCUAAUAAUUCAAUGAGACGAAAAUUAACUGGAUCUGAUUAUGCUGAAUUCUAUGAUGAUGUAUAUAAACGUCCCAAUACUGCAUUUGACCAUUAUUCACAAUCAUCAGUAAAAAAUAAAUCAUACAAUAUUCAUCAUAAAUAUCAUUAUGAUAAUGGUGACAAUGAACCAAGUGAAGAUGAAGAUGGAAUUAAAACAUUUCGAAGUAUCCCAGAAAAUUUGAAUUUAUUUCCAAAUGAUACAUUAUUUAUGAAAAAUACAUUGAAACCAUUACAAGAUGAAAGACAUAAACCAUUGAAUUUUAGUAAUCCACCAAUUCGAUCAAGAUCUUAUUCUGAGAAACCGAUCACAUCAAUCAAGACACCUCUAAUCAAUAAUCCUUUAAGAAAAUCAUUUGAAUUAUCAUCAAAAUAUUCCCAUGAUGAUAUGGAAGAUAAAGAUUAUUAUGAAAAUAAUGAAAGAAUUUAUAAUGAAUUACAAAAGAAACCUUUACAUGAAUAUUCUACAAAUGAAGUGAAUCAAAUUAAUGAAUGCAAUUAUGAUUUAUCCAAACGAAAGACUUUGAAUCAUAUAAAACCAUCUCAUGAUAUAGAUCAUCUUCAAUUUAAACCAAAUAUAUUGUCCUCUGAAUAUUCAAAGUAUUCUGCAUUUGAAAAAGAUUCAAACGAGUUAAAAUAUGAAAAUUAUAAUCAUAAUAUUCGACAAAAAUUCGAUGAUUUACUUGAGAAUAUUGAUUUCACAACAGAUCCGGGUCAGUUCAAUCAAGGCGACCUGUAUAGAAAUAAUGAUGUUCCACCAAAGAAACUUAACAGAAACGAAUUUGGAAGGAACGAAGUAUCCAAAGGUUCAUUUUUUGAACAACCAAUUACUAUUGAUAAAAGUUCACUGAACAAACCAUCUUCGUCAUCUCUAGAUACUCAUGGACAAAAUCCCGACGUUAUAUAUGCUAAUCUUUCUAGACCCUCCAUGCAAGAAACUGAAUUAUUCAGUGGAACACAUCCAUCUGAUAAUAAUAAUAAUCACCAUAAUUACCAUUAUAAUUCUAAAAGAGAGACAAUAAUAUCAAAUUGUUCUUCUAUUAUGGAACAAAAUAAAAUACAACCAAUUAAAAAGUCAUUAUUACCACAAACUAAUACAAUGACAAAUAAAUAUAAAUUAAAUUUAUAUGAUUCUUCAAGACGAUCAUCUUUAAAUCAAGACAAUAUCAACUCAGCUGGAUCUCUUGAAAGUAUGUUCACUAAUCAAGAUCAAAAUACACCUGAUGAAUAUUUCAUUGCUACACCAAGAUUAUCUUCACGUAAAGAUAUUGGCAAAAAUAGUGAUAUUGAAAAUGGUGAUGAAAUUAUUAUACCAAGAAAGAAAGAAGAUAAAAUCAAUUCAUUAAGAAAUGUUCUAUUACGACAAAGUUUAACAGAUUCAUCAGUUUACAAUCAAACUAAUGAUCGUUUAUAUAACGGAAAUCAAUUACAAGAAACAAAUACUGUUAUAGCUGAACGAGUUCGAUUAAUGACAAUUAAACAACAAUUAGCUAAAGAAGCAGCUAGCACAAGUGCACGUCUUAAUGCACGUGAACAUCCAUCUAAUUAUAAUAAUGUAUCUAGAUAA